Messenger RNA from Paramecium octaurelia, 146 nucleotides. The record is from the annotation of a GenBank genome assembly. Lineage: Eukaryota; Ciliophora; Oligohymenophorea; Peniculida; Parameciidae.
AUGCAUUCUGCCUCAUAUUAGGUACCAUAACAGGGCUGUGCUGAAAUCAGUAAUCUUACAAUGGUAAAUUAUAAAAAUGAAUUGUUUAGAAGAGUGUUGGGAUUAAAUAAAACCUUCCAAAGUCUAUUCUUGGUGGUAUAGUAUGA